Molecule: messenger RNA, 1587 nt
Organism: Otolemur garnettii (small-eared galago)
Lineage: Eukaryota; Metazoa; Chordata; Mammalia; Primates; Galagidae
Gene: UEVLD
Product: UEV and lactate/malate dehyrogenase domains
Exons: 12
Coding region: 67-1302 (411 amino acids)
Biological process (GO): protein modification process; protein transport; carboxylic acid metabolic process
Molecular function (GO): oxidoreductase activity, acting on the CH-OH group of donors, NAD or NADP as acceptor
Source: RefSeq, a predicted model, not a curated record
GCGGCUUCCGUCCUGCAGCGGGUCCGGAAGAAGGUCCGGGGCUGAGGUGGUGGGAUCUGGCUGGAGAUGGAGUUUGACUGCGAGAGUCUCAGACGGCUGCUUGGCAAGUACAAAUUCAGGGAUCUGACUGUGGAAGAACUAAAGAAUGUAAAUAUACUUUUCCCACAUUUUAGAUAUUCCAUGGACACCUACGUUUUUAAAGAUAGUUCCCAGAAAGACCUGCUGAAUUUUACUGGCACUAUUCCUGUGAUGUAUCAGGAUGUUAGAAAGCAAAAUUUUUGGGUAACUUUUUGCUUUGUGUGUAUUCUGCAGCCUAAGUCUGUCAUUGUUGGAUUAAUUAAAGAAAUGAUUGCCAAGUUUCAAGAAGAAUUUCCUGUCUACUCUCUCUCAUCGUCUGAUGAGGCACGGCAGGUAGACUUGCUAGCCUACAUUGCAAGAAUCACUGAAGGUGUCUCUGACAUAGAUACAAAGAGCUGGGCAAAUCAUGAGAAUAGAACAGUGAAUAAAAUUACCGUGGUUGGAGGUGGAGAAUUGGGUAUUGCCUGCACAUUAGCAAUUUCAGCAAAGGGCAUAGCGGACAAGCUGGUCCUCUUAGACCUUUCAGAAGGGACUAAAGGAGGUUCAAUGGACCUUGACAUCUUCAACUUGCCUAAUGUGGAAAUCAGCAAAGAUUUGUCUGCCUCUGCUCAUUCCAAGGUGGUGAUUUUCACAGUCAACUCUUUGGGUAGUUCUCAGUCCUACCUAGAUGUCGUACAGAGCAAUGUGGAUAUGUUCAGAGCCCUUGUCCCAGUUCUGGGACAUUAUAGUCAACAGAGUGUCCUGCUCGUUGCAUCUCAACCAGUGGAAAUCAUGACCUAUGUGACAUGGAAACUGAGUGCAUUUCCUGUAAAUCAAGUGAUUGGAAUUGGAUGCAAUCUGGAUUCACAGAGAUUACAAUACGUUAUUACAAAGGUUUUGAAGGCACAGACUUCAGGCAAAGAAGUAUGGGUUAUUGGUGAGCAGGGAGAAGACAAAGUGCCCACAUGGAGUGGCCAAGAAGGAAUGAGUCCUAACUCUCAGGUGCAGCUAUCCAACAGGAAAUCCACUCUGACAUCUUUUAUUCUUAGCUCCCAAGCUGCUACUCUCAUUGCAAAGGGAUAUUACGGUAUAAAUAGUGAAGUGUUCCUAAGUUUGCCUUGCAUCCUUGGAACCAAUGGGGUAUCUGAAGUCAUCAAAACCACAGUGAAAGAAGAUACAGUGACUGAGAAACUCCAAAACAGUGCAUCCUCAAUCCAUGGUCUUCAACAACAGUUAAAACUUUGACUCUUAAGUGCAGUUGCCUGAAAGGAAAGAUAUUUAAUUUUGUCAACAUAUAUAGGCUUGAGAAAUUUUAUAUCUUAUUAUACUUACAAAUUAGAUGGUUUCUUGGCUAGCUUGGUGAUCUAAAUCCUUAAUGGUAAAAUGAGGAGAAAAAAAUCUAACUUUCUUUGGGGUUCUUGAGAUAGCUAUACUUACUAUUCUUUAAACCCGCAGCAGGGUAAACAUUAAUCUGCAUUGUGCAUCAUUUUAAAUUGUAUAUCCUAAUUAGCCAGGCAAGUGCCUGUAUUC